AUGGCAAAUAUCUCAGUUAAGAAGCUGAGCCUAGUUGAUGGAGCCGAAGAGCUCGACUUGCCAGAUGAGGCCGCGGUGAUUCUCGAUGAUCUACGUAAUGAGAUCCGAGGGAUUACUCCGAUUGUAAAACAACAAGGAGUAAAGAUCCUCUACUCAUAUGGCACUCCCGAAUCGUGUGGGAAGCUCUCUUCCGCAAUUGGCCGCCACAAGGCCCAGGAAAUCAAAAAAAUUCUAUCUACUGUGCGAUUAAAGCCAAAAGACGCCAGGAUGCCCAAGCCGGAGAUUGUUAAAGUCGAAAGAAGCGGCGUCUACACCAGCCAAGACUUUGCCGGCCUGGCUGUUCUAAUUUCGGACCCAGUGGGAAUUGUUGUCAAAAUGGGGAGCAAGAGGGUCUCACAUGAAUAA
Fusarium poae is the source of this 405-nucleotide messenger RNA. RefSeq lists its product as uncharacterized. The coding region runs from base 1 to 405 and encodes 134 amino acids. The transcript is spliced from 3 exons. The record is from RefSeq and is a predicted model, not a curated record. NCBI's taxonomy places the organism in Eukaryota, Fungi, Ascomycota, Sordariomycetes, Hypocreales, Nectriaceae.